Messenger RNA from Delphinapterus leucas (beluga whale), 4839 nucleotides. The record is from RefSeq and is a predicted model, not a curated record. NCBI's taxonomy places the organism in Eukaryota, Metazoa, Chordata, Mammalia, Artiodactyla, Monodontidae.
UAUGUCAAUCCCAAUCUCCCAGUUCUGGCUUUGCAGUCGCACAGCUUUGGAUUGGAGUCUUGUUUUAAUCACUUAGGGGUGGUGCUUUGUGCCUGUGUAUGCGUCAGUUCUCUCAUCCAUCAGUUCUCUCAUCCGGGAAGUGGAGGUGAUAAUAGUCUUUGCACACAGGGUUGGUGUGAGGAAUGAAGGGCUUAUUUAAAUGAAAGAAGCUUAGAAUAGUGACUGUCGCUGCUAGUAUGGUAAAUUCUAAAUCUGUUAUCCCGACAGGGAGGUCAGCAUGGAGAAAACGAAGUGGACUUCGGACCAGUAGUUUUGCCUGCUGUCCUGAGUCUUGCUUUAUUUAUGUUUGUUAGAGGAAGAAAAGUGUGGGCAAGUGUUUGACCUUUUUUUUUUUUUAAAAAAGUAACUUUUAUUAUCUUUUGUUAUGUAUUUUGGAAUAGGAAAUUCAUAUAGUACAACACUGAAAAGAUUUCAAAAGGUCUACAGUGAAUUAUUUUCUUCCCAGCCUCUAUGAUGGACAUUUUAAGGACUGUUGAUGGUGUGCAUGUUUGGCUGGUUUUGUUUGUGCCUUUGGAGUUUAAUGUUUUUCUUCAUUACCAAAACAUGUGAAGGCUGUUUCUGACAUUUUGAUCUUUUUAUUCAUUAAGCAGUCUUCAUUUUCUUUUUCUUUUCUUUCUUUUUCUGAGUGUCUGUUGUGUUCCAGAAGCUGGUGGUACCUUACACCAGUUCCCUAAGUGGGAACCUAUGAGCCUAGGAUCUCCACUCGGAGUGGAGGAGACAGUCAUGUAAUAAUUGCUGUCCCGUGGUAAAUGCACUGUCAGAGGAUGUGGGGAUUCAGUGAAAGGAGCCAUUGCCUUUCGUAUAGAGACAACUUAUACAUAAUGGAGCAUUGAUAAUUUUUUAAAUAAAGUAACAUGAUGAUGAUGAUUGUGUUUUUUUUGCAAUGUGUGUCAUCUUGAAAUACAUCCGUAAUGAAUUGUGGCUUAAAAGUUUUAUGCCGGGUAGCUUGUGGGAAAGUUUUUUUAAAGCACACGUGCUAUUGCUGCCCUCUAGUGGUUUCUCAAAUUACUGCUUUCUGAAGAUUUUCUUCAUAGAACUAUCAAUAUAUGUUGUACAUGUGAAUGAAAGCAUUUUUCAGUGUCAGGAACACUUAAGACUUCAGCAAAGAUUUAGAUCAGUUUACGUUGCAGCCCGUAUGAAGAAUUAAUAAUUUGUAAAACAAUUGAGAUGUGAUGUGAAGUUCAGCAUUCUGAUUUUUUAGAAAGUUGUCCAAAAUAAAUGUAAAGAAUUUAAUUUAGAUCAUCUAUUUUCAGAUGACUCAGAAACUUUUUUGGGACAUGAAGUCAUAUUCAUGGGGCUAUUAGGCUUUUCUGAAAGAAUGAAUUAUUAAAAGAAGACUGUCAAAGGCUAAAAGAAGGCAGAGAAAGGACUUGGCAACCAAUGACUCCAAAAAAACUACCGAGAAGCUUUUGAAAACAUUUUUGAAAAGACAAGUUAUCAAAACUGCCUUAAAAAGCAAAAGGGAGGAAGCACUUCCCAGUCUUACUCAAGUUCAAAGAGAAGAUGACAUCUAUGUUUUGCCACCUUUACAAGAGGCAGAGAAAGAUAGUUCAGAAGAGGAGGAUGAAAAAGAAUGGCAAGAGAGAAUGAAUCAAAAACAAGCACUACAGGAGGAGUUAUUUCAGAAUCCUCAUGCAGUAGAUAUUGAGUCUGAAGACUUUAGCAGCCUGCCCCCUGAAAUAAAGCAUGAAAUCUUGACUGAUAUGAAAGAAUUUACCAAGCGAAGAAGAACAUUAUUUGAAGCAAUGCCAGAGGAGUCCAAUGACUUUUCACAGUACCAGCUCAAAGGCUUGCUUAAAAAAAACUAUCUAAACCAACACAUAGAAAAUGUCCAAAAGGAAAUGAAUCAGCAACAUUCAGGACAAAUCCAAAGGCAAUAUGAAGAUGAAGGAGGCUUUUUGAAGGAGGUAGAGUCAAGGAGGGUGGUCUCUGAAGAUACUUCACAUUACAUCUUGAUUAAAGGUAUUCAAGCUAAGAAAGUUGCAGAAGUGGAUUCAGAGUCUCUUCCUUCAUGCAGUGAAAUGCACAGCAGGUCUUCUGACAUGAAGUCAUCUCCGUGUGAAAAGCUGGAGCCAAAGGAAGAGCCUGACGCCUCCCCUCCUUCCCCGAGAACCUUACUGGCCCUGCAGGCGGCCCUGCUGGGCAGCAGCUCAGAAGAUGAGCUGGAGAGUGAGACCCGCAGGCUGCACCAUGUGAGGUGCGCGCCCGCCACCGCACGUGCGGGCUCUGUGUCGCCGCUGACUCUCUUGGCCAUGCAGAGAGCUCUCGAUGACGAUGAUGAAGACGUGAAAGUGCGUGCCAGGAGCGACCUGCAGACAGGAGGGGCAGGCGCGAGAAAACCGAAACCGCUCCAGAGCAGUUCUGACGAGGAGACUGAGGACGGACCUAAAAUGAGAGAUGGGGAAGGAGUGCCGUUGGCAGCAGCAUCUCACGCAGCCAGUGUGAACCUCGCAGAGGAGCCUGUAACCAGCGCUGAUGCCGACAAAGAGCGGACAGAAUCGGCUCACUUACCGAGGACUGUCUUUUGUCAAGGCAGCGACUCUAGCGUUCCAAAAGAGCAGAUGUUGUUUAUUCCCCUGGUGGAGGAAGCCUUUCAGACAAACGAUGAGACUGCACUUAAGGAUGGAAAAGAUCCAGUUCCUUUGGAAAACACUGUGGUGCUACCCAGGGAUGCACCUGGGCUCCAGAGCGGACCAGAGUGGACACCGACACCUCCGACAAGUCCGAGUUCCGUAUCAAGGAGUGGAACGUAUACCAAAGUGCUUGAGCUACAGCAAGGUCUUCCACCUGAGAGUAAAUAUGACACCUCUGUUCUUUCAAGUGAUGAUGAAACAGAAUCUGAAAAGAACCCUGCUCCUGAAGGCACCGUCAGUUUGCAAGAAUCGAGUGAUACGCUAAGUGUCCCUUUAGAGACAAUAAGUGACUUAGGAAAUGUGGCAUCUGUUAAUGCCAAAGAGCAUGAGAAUUUCUUGAAAACCAUCCAAGAACAUGAGACCAUUGAAUCUGCAGGCCAGGGUUUAAUUUCAGUUCCAGCUUCCAUGGAACCAAAGGAAACAGGCUCUGAAGAAAGUGAAUCUGAUGGAAGUUUCAUUGAAGUGCAGAGUAUAAAUAGCAGCGAUGAACUUCAAGCUGAGUUACACGAAGCUUCCAGACCUCCCUCUGAACAAGGUGAAGAGGAACCAGUAGGAACUGAGACGCAGGAAGCCACAGGUGACCCCCAGGGCCUCCCGAGAGACAACUCUGAGAGGGAGGCCGUGGGCACUGAGCCACCUGAAGAAAAAGAUGCAGACGAUUUGCUCAACGAAUGGCAAGAUGUUGACCUGGAGGAGCUGGAGACGCUGGAGAGCAACCUUUUAACACAGCAGGAGUCACUGAAAGCUCAAAAACAGCAGCAAGAACGGGUCGCGGCUACUGUGACAGGACAGAUGUUCCAGGAAAGCCAGGAACUUCUUCGCCUGUUCGGCAUCCCCUACGUCGAGGCUCCCAUGGAAGCAGAAGCUCAGUGCGCCAUCCUGGAUCUGACUGAUCAAACUUCCGGAACGAUCACUGAUGACAGUGACAUUUGGCUGUUCGGAGCACGGCAUGUCUAUAAAAACUUUUUUAAUAAAAACAAGUUUGUAGAAUAUUACCAGUAUGUGGACUUUCACAACCAAUUAGGAUUGGACCGGAACAAAUUAAUAAAUUUGGCCUAUUUGCUUGGAAGUGAUUAUACGGAAGGAAUACCAACUGUAGGUUGUGUUACAGCCAUGGAAAUUCUCAAUGAAUUCCCUGGACAUGGCCUGGAACCUCUCCUAAGAUUCUCCGAGUGGUGGCAUGGAGCUCAAAAGAAUAAGAAGAUAAGACCUAAUCCUUAUGACACCAAAGUGAAAAAAAAGUUACGCAAGUUGCAGCUCACGCCUGGCUUCCCUAACCCGGCCGUGGCAGACGCUUACCUCAAGCCUGUGGUGGAUGAGUCCAAGGGGUCGUUUCUGUGGGGCAAACCCGAUCUCGAGAAGAUUAGAGAAUUUUGUCAGCGGUAUUUUGGCUGGAACAGGACGAAGACAGAUGAAUCUCUGUUUCCUGUAUUAAAGCAACUGAAUGUCCAGCAGACGCAGCUCCGAAUUGAUUCUUUCUUUAGAUUAGCUCAACAGGAGAAACAGGAGGCUAAGGGUAUUAAGAGCCAGAGACUUAACAGAGCUGUGACAUGUAUGCUGAGAAAAGAAAGAGAAGAAGCAGCCAGUGAAAUAGAAGCAGUUUCUGUUGCCAUGGAGAAAGACUCUGAGUUCCUCAAUAAGGCAGAAGGAAAAACCCAGAAGAGAGGCACAACAAAUAGAUGGAAAGAGUCAUCCAGCCCGAAAAGAAAGAGGCUUUUGGAUUCUAAACGGGGGCAUGAAUGUGGUGGGUUUUUGGGGGAGGCCUACCUCUCGCAGUCAUCUGAUGCCUCUUCAAGUGAGGAUGAGGAAUAUUUCCCUGUAGCGAACAUGCAAAGGGGAAAAGCAACUGUAGAGUCAAGAGUCAGCUCUUCAGGUGCACAGAGCACAGUGCAGCCUGCUCCCAGGAGAGACGGAGGUGCCACCACAAGCAGCUCCAGCGAUGAUGACAGAGAGAAGGCAGAGCCCGUCCUGGUGACCGCCAGGUCUGUGUUUGGGAAGAAAGAGGGGAAACGGAGAAGUACGAGAGGAAGGAAGAGGAGAAUGUAAAGACACCUAAAUACACAUGUAUUCUCUCUAACUGGGUACAGCUUAACAUUUCGUCAUGAAUUUGUUGUGAGGAAAUAAUAAAAUUCAGAGUAUUUGCACA